Anoplophora glabripennis (Asian longhorned beetle) is the source of this 1950-nucleotide messenger RNA. RefSeq names its product CUGBP Elav-like family member 1. Gene Ontology annotation, cellular component: cytoplasm; nucleus; ribonucleoprotein complex. Gene Ontology annotation, molecular function: mRNA 3'-UTR binding. Gene Ontology annotation, biological process: mRNA splice site recognition; regulation of alternative mRNA splicing, via spliceosome. NCBI's taxonomy places the organism in Eukaryota, Metazoa, Arthropoda, Insecta, Coleoptera, Cerambycidae. The record is from RefSeq and is a predicted model, not a curated record. The coding region runs from base 8 to 1471 and encodes 487 amino acids. The transcript is spliced from 6 exons.
UCUGGCCAUGAAUAACAACAACAACAGCACGAACAACAACGACAGCAGUAGUAACAACAAUAACCUGCUCAACAGUCCGCAGCAGAACUCGAAGAUCGAGCAGGAGAAGCCGGAUCCGGACACCAUCAAGAUGUUUGUGGGGCAGGUGCCUCGCUCCAUGGAUGAGAACGACCUGAGGCGCAUGUUCGAAGAGUACGGCAAGGUGCACUCCAUCAACGUGCUCAGAGACAAGGCCACGGGAGCGAGCAAGGGCUGCUGUUUUGUCACGUUCUUCACCAGGAGAGCGGCCCUGAAGGCACAGGGUGCCCUGCACAACGUCAAGACCUUGGAUGGGAUGCACCAUCCCAUUCAGAUGAAGCCAGCCGAUAGCGAAAAUAGGAAUGAGAGAAAGCUGUUCGUGGGCAUGCUGAGCAAGAAACUGUGCGAGAACGACGUCCGCGCGCUUUUCGCCGGCCACGGCGUCAUCGAGGAGUGCACCGUGUUGAGGGACGCUACGGGCAAUUCCCGGGGAUGCGCGUUCGUCACGUUCUCCUCCAAGCAGUCGGCGCUGAUGGCCAUCAAGAACCUGCACCAGUCGCAGACCAUGGAGGGGUGUUCGGCGCCGCUGGUCGUCAAGUUCGCCGACACCCAGAAGGAGAAGGAGCUCAAGCGGCAGCAGCAGAUGCAGGCCAACGUGUGGAACGCGCUGGCCGCCCCCGCGCUCAGCUCGCCGCCUCAGCAGUACUCGCCCGUGCUGCCCACCGAGGCCACCUCGCUGCAGCUGCUGCAGGCGAUGGGCGGCUCGGCGCUGCUGCAGCAGCAGCUGCUCACCGGCACAGAGAACCUGCUGGCGCCCAUCGGCGUGCAGAACCUCGUGACGCUGGCGGCCAUGUCGCAGCCUACGGCGGCCGCCACGGCGCCCCUCUGCAUGGCCAACCUGCUGGGGAAAGGCGCGGGGGUAGAGAGGACGCUCACGGCGGCGGCGGCAGCGGGCCUCCAGCCUGGCUUGUCCACGCCGGACCUCUCCACCUACGGUUCGCUCAUCACUAACGCCACCAUCAAUGCUGCUGCGAUAGCCGCCGCCGGCAAGCAAGUCGAGGAUUCUAGUUGGAUUCUUACUGAGCUUCAAUUACCUAGAUGUUUAUUCGAAUGGAACCCAAACGAAAUGCAUCUAUACAGGGUGCCCCAAAAGGAAGUGCACAAACGGGAACAAUCUUCAGGUCCAGACGGGUGCAACCUGUUCAUCUACCACCUACCCCAGGAGUUCACCGACACCGACCUGGCGUCGACGUUCCUGCCCUUCGGUCCCGUGAUAUCCGCCAAGGUGUUUAUAGACAAGCACACGAACAUGUCCAAGUGUUUCGGGUUCGUGUCGUUCGACAACGCGCAGUCCGCUCAACAGGCCAUCUCAGCCAUGCACGGCUUCCAGAUAGGGACCAGGCGGCUGAAGGUGCAGCUCAAGAGGGCCAAGGACUCCUCCAAGCCCUAUUAGCCAAAGAGACGAGCCAGUCAACCCCCAGUACCCGCGCGGCCCGCGCCGCGCCCCAGCACCGUGCCAGUGCAGUGCAAUCUCAGGAUCUAGCUGCUAUUUUUAUGAACUGUGAGAUAUUUUUACUAGUUAACGGCGGCCAGUGGCCGUUUGUAAAUUAAAUGAUUAUGUAUAUGACGAAUGACGAGGAUGUUCGGUAACUAAGUGUUAUGUUUGGUUCAAUUUUUAUUUGUCAUGUUCUUGGUUCGACAGGUUUUUCUUUUUUUUUUUCUUUCUGUAUACAAUGUGUUCGUGGCGUAAGGCGCGUAGACAUCCUCUGUUGUUUAGUUAUCCUAGGCCAUAUGUAAAUGUUGAGUGAUGAUAGUUAUGUUUAUUUGGAGUCAAUUUAUUAUAAGUACCCUUAUUUUAUAUACAUCUGAGCAUGUAUUUGAAUUGUACCUUUAUUUUCUAUUGUUAUUAAACCAAAGUUAUUAGACCAAACA